Molecule: messenger RNA, 513 nt
Organism: Cuscuta europaea
Lineage: Eukaryota; Viridiplantae; Streptophyta; Magnoliopsida; Solanales; Convolvulaceae
Source: the annotation of a GenBank genome assembly
CUACUGGUAGAAUAAAACCUCACGUCACUCUCUAUGGAAGCUGUUUGUAUACCACGCGCUUUCCCCUCACGCGCUUCCGCACCCCAAACCAAGAUUCCCCCCUUCCCGGCUUUGCAGUUCGGCAGCCGGCGGAUACCGAAGCCCGUGAAAUGCGGCGGAAGGGGCGGUCCGGCACCGGAGUGGGAAAGGAAACUGGUGGAGGAAGUGGCGGGGAUGGGAAUAGUGAGAGAGAAGUGCAAGGAGGUGAAGGUUGGGGUGGCUGAGCUGUUGGAAUGUCUGGAGAGAGAGGCGAUAAUGGGCGACGAUGAAGGAAGAGAGCCGUCGGAUUACAAUCGGAGGGCCCAGAUUUUCGACAAGAGCUCUGUAAUCUUCCAGGCUCUCAAGAAUGGGACGAUUCUUGAUGAGGAUGACGAUUCUUGUAUGCCGUCCAGAACAGAGUAGAACAAGUGAUUGUGUUGCUUUAACUCCUAUCCUUAACUGUUAGUGGUUUAAUGCUUCAAAUGCAUAUACAUA